UAUAGUUGAUCUUCUAAUAAUAAAUUUGCUAAUAAGCGGCCGCUCCUUGUAUUUUUACAUCAACAAAUUAAAAAAGUGAUUAACAAUAUGGCUCACGAUGAGAACCUGCUUAAAUCGCAUUUGUCCAACUACAAGUACCGAGACAUUACAUCACGAGAAGUCGUCGGUCUGAUUCAAAUGUAUCGAAGUCUGACAUAUCGCUUAGAAGCCUUUGUGUUUAAUAAUGGAGUGAGGAAAGAUUUACUCAAUCUUGAAGGCACAAUUCCAGUGAACUAUAAAGGAUCGUUUUACAAUAUCCCUGUUUGUAUUUGGUUGAUGGAUACUCAUCCGAAAAAUGCACCGUUAUGUUUUGUAAAACCUACAGCUGAUAUGUCCAUAAAAGUUUCAAAAUACGUCGAUAGCAAUGGUAAAGUUUAUUUACCUUACCUACAUGAAUGGAAUCCUAAUGGCUCGACGUUAUUGACACUCGUGCAGUGUAUGAUAACGGCGUUUGGGGAAAUACCUCCAGUAUUUUCAAAACCACGAAACGAAACUCAGCCGUCUUUUCCUUUUCCAUCAUUUAUGCCUCAAACUUCAGGAUAUCCCUACCCUACUACCAGCUUACCUGGUCCUCCUUAUCCAUCAGUGACACCCUAUCCUGCAACUUCUAAUUUGCCAUACCCCAAUUUCGGUUCACCUUAUCCAGGCUCUGUUAACAGUAACGGUACACCUUACGCGCAGCCAAAAACGACACCAUACCCACCUUCAACUGGUUAUGUUGCUCCUGAUGUAGCUGGGGGAACAAUAACAGAGGAGCAUAUUAAAGCUUCAUUACUUUCAGCAGUUGAAGAUAAGUUAAAAAGAAGACUCAAAGAGCAAUCUCAACAGUCACAAGCUGAACUUGAAACCUUACGUCGUACGCAACAGGAGUUGCGUGAAGGUAAGUCAAGAUUGGAAGAUAUUUUAACAAGAUUGCAGAGAGAAAGAGCUGACCUAGACAAAAAUGUUGCAAUAUUACAAGAAAAAGAGAAGGAGUUACAGUCUGCUGUAGAACAUCUGGAUGAACAGGAGAGUGUGGACGUGGAUGAAGCAGUUGUAACCACAGCACCACUUUAUUCACAACUUUUAAAUGCAUUUGCUGAAGAAGCUACUCUUGAGGAUGCUAUAUAUUAUAUGGGAGAGGCUUUACGGAAGGAAGUUAUUGAUUUGGAUACAUUUUUGAAACAAGUUCGUACCCUGGCUCGGAGACAAUUCACUUUGAGAGCUCUUAUGCAUAAAUGUAGGCAGAAGGCUCAGCUUGCAUGCUAAGGAUAACAGUUCCAGGUAAUGUUCAUUCUGUUUACAAUGUUAUAAAUUAUGUAAAUGAUAAGCUUGCUUGUAUUACUGAUACUGAGAACAUUUUGUAUGACACAGUUGUACUGAAUGCAGCGAAUUGUCCAUAUCAGUGCUGUUAUAAGUUUUAUUGCAUUUCUAAAUAAAUAAAACAAUUUGCUUAUGAUA
Messenger RNA from Melitaea cinxia (Glanville fritillary), 1479 nucleotides. It is a transcript of the gene TSG101, whose product is annotated as tumor susceptibility gene 101 protein. Gene Ontology annotation, molecular function: ubiquitin binding. Gene Ontology annotation, biological process: protein modification process; protein transport; endosome to lysosome transport. The record is from RefSeq and is a predicted model, not a curated record. Lineage: Eukaryota; Metazoa; Arthropoda; Insecta; Lepidoptera; Nymphalidae. Bases 88 to 1287 code for a protein of 399 amino acids. The transcript has a single exon. Gene Ontology annotation, cellular component: ESCRT I complex.